CCGCCCCAGCCGGGCGGAAGCGGCUCUCUGGCCUGCGCUUUAUAGGUCUCGCUUGUGCUUCCUGUUUCCUCUUUUACCGGGACCCGUCAACAUGGGCCGCGUCCGCACCAAGACCGUGAAGAAGGCGGCCCGGGUCAUCAUCGAGAAGUACUACACGCGCCUGGGCAAUGACUUCCACACCAACAAGCGCGUGUGCGAGGAGAUCGCUAUCAUCCCCAGCAAGAAACUCCGCAACAAGAUAGCCGGCUAUGUCACGCAUCUGAUGAAGAGGAUUCAGAGAGGCCCUGUCAGGGGUAUCUCUAUCAAACUGCAGGAGGAAGAGCGAGAAAGGAGGGAUAAUUACGUUCCUGAGGUCUCAGCCCUGGAUCAGGAGAUCAUUGAGGUAGAUCCUGACACCAAGGAGAUGCUGAAGCUUCUGGACUUCGGCAGUCUCUCCAACCUGCAGGUCACUCAGCCUACAGUGGGGAUGAAUUUCAAAACACCGCGUGGAGCCGUUUGAGUCUGUUCUGUCAUUUUCAAUAAACCUGGAAACAAC
This is a messenger RNA of Arvicola amphibius (Eurasian water vole), 535 nucleotides long. It is a transcript of the gene Rps17, whose product is annotated as ribosomal protein S17. Gene Ontology annotation, biological process: translation. NCBI's taxonomy places the organism in Eukaryota, Metazoa, Chordata, Mammalia, Rodentia, Cricetidae. Gene Ontology annotation, cellular component: ribosome. The transcript has 5 exons. Gene Ontology annotation, molecular function: structural constituent of ribosome. Bases 92 to 499 code for a protein of 135 amino acids. The record is from RefSeq and is a predicted model, not a curated record.